GCAGAAGCCCGAGCCCUGACCCACCGGCGGCUGCGGCGGCGCCGGUGAGUGACCCGUGGCCCGACUCGGUCCCCACCCUCCGCGACCUUCGCUCUCCCUGCCGUCCCCCGUAGCCUCCGCUGUCUCCUUGUCAUACGGGACCCCCGUUAUUUCCAGAGCUCCCCUUAAUUUCUGGCAAUCCCCAGAGCCCCCACAAUCCUCGCAGACCCUGAUCCCUAAUAUUUGAUCGUUCCAGCUCUUCCAGUGAUACAGGAGCUCCCACCUCACCAUUAUUCCUGGACAUCCCUCUAAGGGCCCUUCUCAUAUCGGUCUUACAGACGCCCCGUUGCCCCCUAGAGCCCCUAGAGCGCCUCCUCUGCUCCAGAUUCCCCCCUUCUUGCUGCAUCCCCCCUUCCGCAUCUCCUUAUCUUCAUGCAUCUAAGACCCCCCCGAGGCACCCCCAUCCUCCCUCCAUUUCCUAUCCUCCCGUGCCCCCAUUCUCUAACUCCUGCAGACACCUCCUCUCCUCGCACUUUUCCUCCUUUCCUUCCAUCCCUCCAGACCCUCCCCCAAUUUCUAUCAACUCUUCAGCGUGGCACUUCGCGCCGCGCGAAGUCCGAGCCGAGCGCUCAGCCGGUGUCAGCUAUUCUUAGGCGCUUCCGACUUACCCGGGUGCCCGUCGCCCCCCGCCUCCACUCCUGCCCCCGGGGACUAAGGAGCUCUCGGCCCGGCGGUCUGGGCGAGGCGGCGGCGGGGGGACCCCGAACCCCAGCCAGCCCCGUGCGCCCUUUGCCCGCAGCGCCGGCGCCCCCCAUGCGCCAGACGGCAGGACGGCGGCGUCGGGGGGCGCCAUGGCCUCGACGGCGGCGGGCGAAGCGGAGGAAACCACCCGGUUGCGCAAGCCGCGCUUCUCAUUCGAAGAGAACCAGAUCCUGAUCCGCGAGGUGCGCGCCCACUACCCGCAGCUCUACGGCGCGCAGAGCCGUCGGGUGAGCGUGGCAGAGCGGCGGCGCGUGUGGGACGGCAUCGCCGCCAAGAUUAACGGUAUCACCAGCUGGAAGCGCACGGGCCAGGAGGUGCAGAAGCGCUGGAACGACUUCAAGCGCCGCACCAAGGAGAAGCUCGCUCGCGUGCCGCACUCCACGCAGGGCGCCGGGCCCGCCGCGGAGGACGCCUUCUCCGCGGAAGAGGAGACCAUUUUUGCCAUCCUGGGGCCAGGUGUGGCGGCGCCGGGGGCAGGUGCUGGGGCGGAGGAGCCCCCUGCGGCCCCCUCUUCACAGCCGCCGCCCCCAGGCGCCUGCCCCCAGCGCUACGUGUUGUCGGAAGACCGCCGGGAGGACCGACGUGCAGGAUCCAGCAGUGUGGUGCAGUAUCCAUAUAGUUCAGAACCUCGUCAAAUGUUGGCCCUUGUCCGGGCGCAGUGGCUCACACCUGUAAUCCCAGAACUUUGGGAGGCCGAGAUACAUCAGCCCACAGCAAGGGGGGCUCCAGCAGCCCGGAGCCAUGGGCCCGGCCCUCCUGCACUCCCCAGGAAGGGGGCUGCCCACGGCCCAAGGAGCGUGAGUCACCACCCCCUUCGGCCCUGCAGCCGGUCCAGCUGCCUCGCCUGGCCUUGUCUCCACCACCCCCAGCCCCUCCACUGCCACCCCCACCGCCACUGGCCCAAGUGGCACCCUCACCCCCUAGCCCCCCACCCCCUCCUCGGCCUCCACCCAUGCUCUCGGCCUCAGACCCCUCCCUGGACUUCCUGCGGGCCCAGCAGGAGACUGCCAACGCCAUCCGGGAGCUGGCCGGCACCCUUCGACAGGGACUGGCCAAACUGAGCGAGGCCCUCAGCGCUCUGCUGCCCCUUCUGCCAGGAACCCCAGUUGACUCCCUGCCUCCACCUCUGCCCCCACCCCCACCCCCACCGCCACCUCCCAGGCCUGUCCUGCCCCCACCAGCCCCCAAGGUGGAGAUCACCCCAGAGCCCGUGUCCGUGGUGGCUGCUGUGGUGGACGGGGCAGUGGUGGCAGCCAGGGGAGUGAUCAUUGCCCCAAGGAGCGAGGAGGGGGCACCCCGGCCCCCCCCAGCCCCGCUCCCUCCGCACGACUCCCCCCCACACAAGCGGAGAAAAGGUUUCCCUACACGGAAAAGGCGCGGCCGAUGGAAAUCUCCGUGAAAUCUACUAUCUAUGAUCCUGCCUGCAACCCCUCUCCCCAGCUUGGCGCAGUCGAGGGGGGCGAUGCUCUCUGCCCAUCCCAGCUGCACCCUAGCUCCCUGCUCCAGGGAUGUGAGCACCCACUCCCUGUGCUAGUUAGUGCCUGAUUCUCUGGGGGGGGGCCUCAGUAAUGGGCCCCCCCAACCCCUUUCUCUGGUACAGUGCUGUCUGCCUGGCUGCCUCCCUUAACCCUGACUUCUAAGCCAUCAAUUUCAUGUUAUUUAUUAUUGCCCUAUGUGGGGUGGGGAGGGAACCUCUCGGGUCUGCACAUCUCCCCUUCCCUAACAGUUCCUGUUCUUGACUUGAAGAGAAUUGACCCGUGGGGGACUCACCACCUCCCCAACCCAGACUUUGGAGCGGGUGGGAGUUGUAAGACAAAUCAAAAUACGGAUGACAAAGAGGAUAUAGCCGUGUAUACCCCAGGGAGAGGAGGCGCCGAGUUCUGAUGGGAGAGGUACAGGUUGGGUUCUCUGCCUACCAUUGCUGUCUCUGACUUCCAGAGCUCAACCCCCUCCUUUCUCCCAGUGGUGACAAGAUAUCAAUAAACUUAUUUUUAAUACAA
This is a messenger RNA of Pan troglodytes (chimpanzee), 2741 nucleotides long. It is a transcript of the gene MYPOP, whose product is annotated as Myb related transcription factor, partner of profilin. Bases 831 to 1802 code for a protein of 323 amino acids. NCBI's taxonomy places the organism in Eukaryota, Metazoa, Chordata, Mammalia, Primates, Hominidae. The record is from RefSeq and is a predicted model, not a curated record. Gene Ontology annotation, biological process: regulation of transcription by RNA polymerase II. Gene Ontology annotation, molecular function: DNA-binding transcription factor activity, RNA polymerase II-specific; RNA polymerase II cis-regulatory region sequence-specific DNA binding. Gene Ontology annotation, cellular component: nucleus. The transcript is spliced from 3 exons.